CUUUUAUAGCUUACCUGACGCGGAAGCGCGAAAGUCAAAAAUGGAAGAAGGGGAUCGCGAAGCUGGAUGUAGCGAUGCGGCAGAUACCGUCAGCUGUAAAACUACCGAUUCAAGUGAAAACAGACCUGAUCCACAGCCAGAAGGUCGUCACAUGAUUCACUUACGUCAGGCUCUCGAGAAGACUGUAAAAAAGUGUCUGUCUUCAGUGAGGUACACUGCAUUCAAGGAACAUUUCCGACCUCUUUAUGACCACAACUCUAAAGCUCUGAGAGGCAUCCGGGAUCAGAUGGUUCAGCAGCUGGAUUCAAACAUCUUUGAUGAAAUCGCCAACAUGUUUGAGGAAGAGAACAUUCUGCCUCUGAUGAAUGGCCUGGAAGAGCUGGUGGAGUACCCAGACACAGCUUGGAGACCAACUGGAGACCCGAAUGUCGAUGUCCGUGCCCACAUCCUGCCGGGGCACAUGAAGCACCGGGAGCAGUUGGCGGCCAUGUUGAAAGAACUUGAGUCCCGGAACCGGAUGUUGCAGGAGACUGUCCGGGCGCGUCAGGAGAAGCUGUAUGCUACACGGGAACAAGUUGAGCAGAUCUGUGGUGUGUGGCAGAAGGCUGAGGAAGCACUAUCUACGGAGACUGUUGCCGCACUGGAGGACUUUGUGAAGCUAUAUUCCUGAUUACUGUGACGUUGGUUUGUUCUAUCUACAUCAAGAAGUCCACACCACUUCCUGGACCAGGAUGAACUCUCGAACUAGUGCAAGUGUUAUGAUGGAGUAAACAAACUGACCAACAUUAAAAACAGGCCAGCAUGGAUGACAAACACUGAUGUCAUUCCACGGGAAGACUAGGGGCCUUUUGGCUGAACAUGCUGACAUUUGUAGGACUGAGUCACCUCCCUUACUUGACAGGAUGUGCUGAUAUUGGGUUUCAGCAUGUUCAAUGUCAGAUUCACCUGAUUAUGCUCUUAGAUCAGUGUCAUGUUGGUGGUGAUUUCAAGGCAGUGGUAAUCAUACACGCCAUGCAUCUCUUUCCCUGAAAUCAAGGCUUCUGUUUGUUAAUUGGUUGGUUAUUGUACAUAUUUGUUUCAAAACUGUCGGGUAAUUGGUUGGAAGAAUAAUAAAAAUAUCACUU
Messenger RNA from Haliotis rufescens (red abalone), 1124 nucleotides. RefSeq lists its product as uncharacterized. Gene Ontology annotation, biological process: chromosome segregation. Lineage: Eukaryota; Metazoa; Mollusca; Gastropoda; Lepetellida; Haliotidae. Bases 41 to 670 code for a protein of 209 amino acids. The record is from RefSeq and is a predicted model, not a curated record. The transcript has 5 exons. Gene Ontology annotation, cellular component: MIS12/MIND type complex.